This is a messenger RNA of Nymphaea colorata (pocket water lily), 1635 nucleotides long. RefSeq names its product pentatricopeptide repeat-containing protein At5g55740, chloroplastic-like. The transcript has 5 exons. The record is from RefSeq and is a predicted model, not a curated record. Gene Ontology annotation, biological process: RNA modification; steroid biosynthetic process. NCBI's taxonomy places the organism in Eukaryota, Viridiplantae, Streptophyta, Magnoliopsida, Nymphaeales, Nymphaeaceae. The coding region runs from base 1 to 1506 and encodes 501 amino acids. Gene Ontology annotation, molecular function: protein binding; 3-beta-hydroxy-Delta5-steroid dehydrogenase (NAD+) activity; RNA binding.
AUGUAUGAAGAGGUUAUCGUAACGUGCUGGAGAGUACGAGAUGAAGGUGUCUAUCCGGAUGACUAUGUGUUCCUGAAGGUCCUCAGGGCAUGCACCCAGCUGUCGGAUUUAGAAGAAGGAGUUCAAGUCCACAACGAUAUGAAGCAUUUGGGUCUGAGGCCAAAUGUAUGUAGUUCGAACUCGUUGAUAGAGUUGUACUCGAAAUGCGGUGAUGUGGUGAGUACGCGUCGAAUGUUUGAUGAGAUGUCUCAAAGGGAUGUAUUGCCAUGGAAUUCUAUGAUUGCUGGUUAUGUUUCUACUUCUAUAUAUGAUUCUGCAUUGGAGCUGUUUAAUUUGAUGUGUAUUGGUCGUGCAAGACCAGAUUUGAUCACAUGGAAUACCAUUCUCACUGCUUAUUCUCAGCAUGGACUCCUUGAAGAGGCUCUUGAUAUCUUGAAUCACAUAAAGGAGUGUGGUUAUACAAUGCCCAAUCAUGUUACUUGGACAACUCUAACAGUUGGCCAUGCAAGAAAAGGCUGUUACAGAAAAGCAUUGGAGUUAUUCAAAGAAAUGUUAGAUGCCAAUGUUAGCCCAAACGCUGAUAGUCUUUCUUGUGUUAUAUCAGCUUGCAAGAACUUGCAUGCUUUUAGGAGUGGGAGAGAGGCUCAUGGAUACGGCAUUAGAACAUGUCUGGAUCACAAGUUCUAUGCUUCUGCUGGUGGUGCACUUGUGACCCGUUUAUUCAGCAUGUGGCAGGAUUGCAGAUGUGGCAAAUGCUUUCACAACCUUUCGUCCCUCCCCACCACCACUUCCUCCCACAACUUCGAGCUUGCCUUUGGCGACGUCACAGACCUCACUUCCCUCCUCGAGGCGUUCUCCGGCUGUGACGUCCUCUUCCACACUGCUGCCAUCGUCGAGCCUUGGGUCCUUAACCCCUCCGUACUCUUUACCGUAAAUGUUGAAGGAUUGAGGAAUGUGCUGCUAGCGUUUAGUCCAACGAGUUCUAUGCAGAAGAUGGUGUAUACCUCGUCCUUCUUUGCUCUUGGGCCUACUGACGGAUGUAUCGGUAAUGAGAUGCAGAUUAUAGAGCACUUCAGCGGGCGUUUACCAGGCUAUGUUGGCAAGGGCAAUGAAAGGUUUUGCUUUUCCCAUGUUGACGAUGUAAUACAUGGACAUAUAGCAGCACUGGACAGAGGGAAAAUUGGUGAAAGGUAUUUACUUGGUGGAGAAAAUGCAUCUUUUGCUGAUGUAUUUGACAUUGCUGCCAUGGUCACUGGAACACAACGGCCUUCAUUUCACAUUCCGUUGUGGCUAGUGGAAAUCUACGGUUGGAUGAGCGUGUUUUGGGCCCGUCUCACAGGAACGAUUCCUUUAAUUAGUUAUCCAAUAGUGCUUGUAAUGAGACACCAGUGGGUUUAUUCUUCUGACAAGGCGAAGGAAGAGCUCAAUUACAAGCCAAGAAAUUUAAAGGAAGGUUUAACUGAGGUUAUGACGUGGUUGAAGAGUGUAGGAAAAAUAAAUUAUUGAACUUGCACAUUGGCCAUCUCUCUUUACCAAAUUGUAUCACCAUUAGACUAGUGCAAAUAAAGGGGCCACCAUUAGACUAGUGGGACGAAAUUGUAAUUAAUGGUUCUUCAAAGUUUAUGAAGUACAACA